GUUCGGUACCCCCGUCGCUUCGCGAUAACACUGUAUGCAGCCCGCCUGCAAGCUACAUACAUAAAACCUGCACGGACUGAAACAAGGCCUGCGUGAUAUCACUGAAUCAGCGCUUUUUCUCCGCACGUUCCACUCACUCACGCGCCGCAUUGUGGUCGCGCGGUUGGAGAUGUACGACAAACCGAACCUUGAGUGCCAGGAUGGGGAGCGACUUGGCCUGCGCGAGAAAGCUGGGAUGGGGCUGGCCGGGAAGGAAAGAAGACGCGGAGGAGGAGGGCGGCGACGCGUUGUGCGCUGGGGAUUCGUCACCGUCGCGGUGUGCUUGCUCGUGUCGGCUGCGAUGAGCCGGGCGAUGUGGUCUGUUCUGCGGUCGCGUCCCGCUGCGAACUCUGCUCGUCCGGGACAGUUGGACCAAGCGCACGGUGCGCCGUUCAACCGCACGCCUGACGUGCAGUUCGACAAAUACAGUCUGAUUAUCAAGGGGGAGAGGGUGUUUCUACACUCCGCCGAACUGCACCCGUUCCGGCUGCCCGUGCCCACGCUCUGGCGCGACGUCCUGCUCAAGUUCAAGGCCGCGGGGCUCAAUGCAGUGAGCAUCUACACUCACAUGGGGGUGCACAACCCCGCCCGCGACGUGCUCGACUUUGGCGCGCCGCUCGGCGCGGGGGAGGACGGGGGCUGGAAGAGUCUGCAGGGGUUCUUGAGCAUCUGCAAGGAGGUCGGCCUGUGGGUGGUGGUCAGACCGGGACCGUACAUCAACGCGGAGACCUCGGCUGGGGGCAUCGCGCACUGGAUCACGACUGAAGUCGCCGGCCCGCUGCGCACGAACGCGAGCGACUGGGAAGACGCGUGGCGGCCUUAUGUCGCUGGCAUCUCGGCGGAAGUGCGUGCAUGGCAGGUCGAUCGCGGGGGCCCGGUCAUUGCGGUGCAGAUCGACAACGAGUACACGCAGACGCCCGCUGGGCACGGAGAGUACUACGAGUCGCUGAUGGCUGCCUUCCGCGAGGCCGGGAUCGUGGUCCCGUUGACGUACAACGAUCCCAAUCCGGGCGAGAACUUCAUCAAUGGGACCGGCGGGGUGGAUCUGUAUGGGAUGGACUCUUAUCCUCAGCGGUUCGACUGCUCGAAUCCGACCGUGUGGCGGCCCGUGGUGGAGACGUACAGGACGUACCACGAGCGGGUCAAUCCGAGCCAGCCGUGGUAUAUCCCAGAAUUCCAGGCAGGGUCGUUUGACGCCUGGGGUCCCUCCGCGCCGGGCUACAGUCCGGCCUGCUACGACCUGACGAACCAUGAAUUCAUGUCGGUGUUUAAUUUGCAGCUGUGGGCUUCGAACGCGAAGAUGAUCAACUACUAUAUGGGGUACGGCGGCACGAGCUGGGGCGGAUUGCCCUUCCCGGGCGUGUACACCAGCUACGAUUACGGAGCUUCGGCGAGUCUGGCCACGCUGACGGAAUCGCGCGCGCUGACGCGCAAAUUCGACGAACUGAAGCUGGAGGGGAUAUUCAUCCGGUCGACGCCCGACUUUGCCAAGACGGAUUGGAUCGCAGAUUCCGGGAUAUCCACGAACAGCGAUGUGGUCGCGACCUACCUCCGAAACCCGGACACGGGCAGUGGGUUUUAUGUGCUGAGACAGAAGAACUCGGUCUCGACCGAAACAGUGCACACGUCGCUCCAUAUCACCCUCUCGUCGCUGUCGAAGGAGCUCGACAUUCCCCUCGUCGCGCCGGCCGUGACGCUCGGCGGACGGCAGUCCAAGGUGGUUGUGACCGACUAUAAAUUUGGUUCAUCUCAUAUGGCGUAUUCCACCGCGUCCGUGUUUUUCGCCGGCAGAGUCGGCGGGCGGGAUGUGCUGUUUUUGUACGGACGCAGUGACCAGGUGCACGAAGCCGCGAUCCGCUUCGAGGGCGUGUCCAACCCCUGGUUCGCCCCCGCACAUGAUACGCCGUUGCUCGAGACGGACCUGGGCACGGUCGUGACGUUCUACUCGACCUCGGAUGGGCUGGUCACGGUCUGGGACUCGGACACGCAGCUGAUUCUGUUCGGGAGCGAGGAGUGGGUCGGCAGAGAGUGGUGGGCGCCGCAGCUGGCGGGCACGAACGAGACGGUGCUCGUCGGCGGGCCGUAUCUCGUCCGCUCUGUGUCGUACGAAGACAGGGUGCUGGAGCUGACGGGCGACCUGGAUGUCGAUCGGGAAACGAGGCUGUUGCUGAUUGGGCCGAGCGACGUGAGGCGCGUGCGUUGGAACGGAAUGGACGUUGUCACUGACGCCGGUGUUGCGUCGGUUCGCGCGCUGACCCUGGUGCCCCGACUCCAGAAGCAGUCGCCUGCGAUCCCGGAUCUGGGCAGCCUCGAGUGGUUCUACCACGAUUCGCUGCCCGAGAUAUCGUCCGAAUACGACGACACGAAUUGGGUCACGGCGGACAGGACGGAGACGAAUAUUCCCGAGAAGAUGUGGUAUGGGGACGGGAGAGUGCUGUAUGGGUGUGACUAUGGCUUCUGCGAAAACGUCGUGCUUUGGCGCGGCCACUUUGAUGCCGUUGGUGACGAGCGCAGCGUGAAUCUGAGCAUCAACGGAGGCCAGGCUUUCGCGGCCAGUGUCUGGCUGAAUGACGUGUUCUUGGGCACGUCGUAUGGAAACUCGACUAACAACCUUAACAUUCUUGAAGAAACGGAUGACGCAUUCGUCUUCCCGGCUGGUGCGAUGAAGUUAGGCGCCAACGUCCUCACGAUUGUCCAGGACAACAUGGGCUUGAAUGAGACGGAGGGCGACGACGCCGACACUAGCAAGAAUCCGCGUGGGAUCCGAGGAUUCGCGCUGUUCGAUGGGGAAGGGGCGCUGCUCGAGGGACGGUGGCGAGACUGGAAGGUCCAGGGCAAGAUUGGGGGCUAUCUAGGAUUCCCCGAUAAACUGCGGAGCGUUUUCAACGAGGGUGGGCUGUACGGAGAACGCCUCGGGUGGCAUCUGCCUGGCUUCGCAGGCUUUGACACGUGGACUCGUCCCUCCGAGCAGGGACUUUUGGCCAUGGACCAACCGGGCGUCGGAUUGUUCCUGACGCAUUUCGACCUCGACAUCAGCGAGUUUUUGGAUGUUCAUCUGUCUUUCGAGUUCGAUGAUGCAGGUGCAGACCGACAACCAUACCGCGCGUUUCUGUUCGUGAAUGGCUGGAUGAUGGGCGAGCGGGUCGCGAAUCUGGGCCCACAGAGCAAGUUCCCGGUGCAGGCGGGGAUCCUCGACUACCAGGGCACCAAUACCCUCGCGGUCGCUUUCUGGAAUAUGGAACCUGUUCCGAUUGGGACCCGGAUCAAACUGGGUAUUGAUGGUGUGUGGGAUAGCGCCCUUGGACGGGUCCCGGUUGAGGGUCUGGGCAAGGAGGGUUAUGCGUGGACGGCAGGUAGGGAUGUUUUGUAAGUAGGCUCGUUGUCAACGGCGGUAUGGUAGCUUGUUCGUCAAACGCAAGCUUCCGGGUCCUUGUGAUAAAGAAUCUUCUUGCACCUGACAAGACACGGUCACGCAGACAAUGAUUUUCGGCGCGCUCCAAAUGGGGAUAGAGAGGUUGCCACCACCCACUUCCUGCUAUAUAUAGGAAGGAGCCACCGUUCAAGUGCUUGCUCUGUGUCUACCACCACCUUGCUAGAUGCCCCAGCAUUCGCUCAUGGAGAAAACAACGCAUCUGGCUUUGAUGAAUGCGCUCAAGGCCAUGCAGGACCGGAAUACGCCCUCCUGUGCUCGUUCUCCCAUGAGCACACUCACUCCACCCACCUCGAUUUCUGAUGCAGGCAGUUACGAGGACAGCGCAGGGAGGGACGAGGGCUCCCAGACGAACGACACGGACACUGAAGAGCACGACGGAGAGGAAGAGGAGGAGGACGAUGUGGCAGGCGCCCUUCCCCGCAUCACCCUGCGCAACUUUGGCCACCCACAGCCCCUCGCGCGGCUCAAAAAGCGCGACCUUAUCACACCCACGACAUCCUUCGUCGGUCCGCCGGCGGUCCCUCCUGCACCCCGCGCACCCGCACCGUGGGUGAGCUCUCGACGCAGCAGCUCCACUUCCUCCACCUCUUCCACGUCUUCCUCCGCCUCCUCCUCGUCCUCGUCCGCGCCGAGCCGCAAGGCCCCCGCGCCCCCGACGCCCCCGAUGCACAAACGCGCGCGCUACUCGGCGCCGCCGCGCCAGCGGCUCGCAGAGGCGAGGAACGGGCACCGCGUCGCGGGUGCACGGCUGUUCGCCGACGUGCGGGUGGAGGAUCGGGCGGACAGGGGCGACGCGGGCCCUGGACCUGGGCUGGGGCUGGGCGUCGGGCUCGGGUCGCCGUUCAAAAGCCCCGGCAGGACGCGUCGGGUGGCGAGGAGCACGCGGAAGGACGCUGCAAUGGGGCGCGACCGGGACAGCAGUCCCCUAGGCUCGCGGUGACGGUUUUUUUUUAUUUUGGGGAGAGGAGGGGAAGUGGAAUCUACAUACUGUACUUACCUGCACGUUCGCUGUGCCGCAUGGUUGCUACAUAUACAUACUUGAGCUCGUCUCUGUACUAGUCGGAAAUCUCGGAUUUUAUUGCAUGUUUUUUUUUCGCGGUGGCAACUUCAGCUUCCGCGGAGAUUGGUACCCUGGGAAGGUCGAUGAAGUGUCACAUGCGCCGAGGCCGCCGCUUCUUUCCCACCACAUAUGAAAAGUCUAUUCUGACAUAUCCAGUCGACGGCGGCGCCUGCCGCAGAACUUCACGUCGGGGGAGGGGACAGGAUUAGAGCCGUGUGUGUGUGUGUGUCCUUGCAACCCAUGCCACCAGAGCCAACUAUGCCGACGCUCGAUACGAGGACGGGCCAGAAUCACCUCGGAGAACGGCGAACGUGCCAGCUGCGUUGUCCGGAAUGCGACGACUGGACCGUCUCCUGUCGAGCGCCGAUUCAUUCCAGGCAUAGGGAGCCCAUCCGUUCCCACGAGCGACUGGUGAGCAGCGUGAUCCCGAUUCUUGGGCCCCGGGCUUCAUAUGGAGCGUCUCCGAGCACCGUGUCCCGACAGUGCCAAGAGGCCAC
Molecule: messenger RNA, 5029 nt
Organism: Mycena citricolor
Lineage: Eukaryota; Fungi; Basidiomycota; Agaricomycetes; Agaricales; Mycenaceae
Source: the annotation of a GenBank genome assembly